AGUAGCCACCAUUUGCAAACAUGUGUCUUCAUUAAUCUUCUUUGAUAUGUACUCCAUUUUUAUGACUAACAAUAGAAAGAGAUGGAAGGUUUACCCUUUACACACAGUUUUGUUUCGUUUUAACAUAUACAAUUUUUUUACCCUUUACACACAGUUUUGUUUCGCUUUAACAUAUACAAUUUUUUUUAGCUCAUAACCCAUUUUUUCGAAGAUUUCCAGAAAAGAUACAAGGUAGUACUAUUUUUUUUAGUCAAAGUUCCAUCAUAUUGAUGGAGGAGUUAGGCAAGUCUCUCAACUUGUUCAUUUCAAAAAUGAUAAUUACACGGAGGAGGACAUAAAUUUUAGCCUCGCUUACAUGAUGCAUUUAGAUUGAAAGACUCCAAUCUAAUAGCUACCAGCUUAGAGUACAUGUACAAAAGAUUGAGGGACUCCACCCUAUACAAAGCUGAGUUUUUGGAGUGUAAACUACUACUACAGACAAAUAUGCAGCUAUAUGCAAUCCAUAGUAAUCAGGUGAUGCCUUCAUUGAUACAAAAGUUGUUCUUCUUUGGUCUAAACCUGAAGUUAGGCAUACUAUCUUGAUCAAACAGCAAAGAAGCUCUAACCUGAUUGAGAAGAGAAACAGUUUCAUUGAAGAUAGUAAGAGAUUUGUUAAGGUACGUGCUACUUAUUAGACUAUUAAGAUACAAUAACAGACUAUUAAGUAGAUUAAAUAUUGAGGUGCCCAUAAAUUGAUCCGGACAUGUUGAUUUAAUUUCCCCAACCUCCUUGAAGUUGUUCGUUCAUCUUUAACCUUGGCCUUUUAGCAACAUUUGACAAUAUGUUCCGGUACCAGUGCCCAUGCAGUUCCAUGUUGUCAGCUAUAAAUUGGUUUGACUAUCGUUCUUGGAAGUUAGUAUGGUCAUUGAAGCUAUCUUAUUUUUGACGUUGUUGUCACCUAACAGACUAGCUCAAUUUUAGGAAAACUAGAGAAUAUAGAAAAAAAUUGUCAUUAAGUAGAAACAGCAAAUUAAAAUUGCAGAAAAACAAGGGAAAGAAAUUAAAGAUAGGAUUGAGAAAUGCAUGUGCUGGGAGUCUAUAGUUUUGGAAGUUGAUGUGCAUAUUGGUCAUUUUUUUAAUGACCUGAAACCAAUUAUACUACUAGUAAUAAACAGAGUACAUAAGCAGUAUAUAUAGAAAAUUAAUUAAAGGAGAAAUUUCUCAGCAGCUUUUAUGACUGAGCACUGCAAAUUUAUCACUAUGUACUAUACUCACUUUCUGCCUACCAUAUCUUAAGCCCCGAUUUCUGCUUCAAGUUUACUACUUGUAAAUAUAAAUAGCCCCUCCAUAUCCCCCUCAACUGGUAUUAAAGCUAUUUAGUUACUAUCUCUCAUCCUUCCUUAUUAAUUAACUCUCAACUUCUCUCAUCAAUGGCUGUUCCUGCAACAUUCUCCACAGUAUACUCUUCUUUAUUAUUAACACUAUUAUUAUUAAGCUUUUGCUUCUAUGGGACUUUUGCUGAUUAUGGAGGCUGGCAAAAUGCUCAUGCCACAUUCUAUGGAGGGGGUGAUGCUUCUGGCACAAUGGGUGGUGCUUGUGGUUAUGGCAAUUUGUACAGCCAAGGAUACGGAACCAACACUGCAGCACUAAGCACAGCACUGUUCAACAAUGGCUUGACAUGUGGGGCUUGUUACGAGCUCACUUGCAUCGAUGACCCUCAAUGGUGCAUUCCGGGAACUAUUACUGUCACUGCCACAAAUUUCUGCCCUCCAAAUCCAUCAGAGCCAAAUGACAAUGGUGGAUGGUGCAAUCCUCCUCGCCAACACUUCGAUUUGGCUGAGCCUGCUUUCUUGCAAUUUGCCCAAUACAGAGCUGGAAUUGUCCCUGUAUCUUACAGAAGGGUGCCCUGCAACAAGAAAGGAGGAAUAAGGUUUACAAUUAAUGGAAACUCUUAUUUUAACUUGGUUUUAUUGACAAAUGUUGGAGGUACUGGGGAUGUUAAUUCAGUCUCUAUUAAGGGGUCUGGGUCUGGAUGGCUGACAAUGUCAAGAAAUUGGGGCCAAAAUUGGCAAAGCAAUUCCUAUCUCACUGGUCAGAGUCUUUCAUUUCAAGUGACUACAAGUGAUGGAAGGACUAUUACAAGCUAUAACAUUUCACCCGCUAACUGGCAAUUUGGGCAAACUUUUGAAGGGAUUCAGUUUUAAUUUCAGCAACAAACUUUAGCUAAAAAAAGAAAAAGAGAUAAUGGCCAAAAACACACUCGAACUAUCGUGGUUUCGUGAGUUUCACACCCCAACUAUGGGCUGUUCUCUUUUCCUACUUGAACUAUCACCAUCUAUGUAUUAAAACACACCUCGAGUAGAUCAUUAUAGUUCAGACAAGAAAAGGGAACAAAAUUGAUCUGAUCAGCUUCUAGAUUUGUUUUAAUACAUAGAUGGUGAUAGUCCAGAUAUAAAAAGAGAACAACUUAUAGGUGGGGUUGAAACCCGCAAAAAAUGAUAAUUCAAGUGUGUUUUUGAUCAUUAACUUCUAAAAAAAAAAAG
Lycium ferocissimum is the source of this 2522-nucleotide messenger RNA. RefSeq names its product expansin-A2-like. The record is from RefSeq and is a predicted model, not a curated record. Lineage: Eukaryota; Viridiplantae; Streptophyta; Magnoliopsida; Solanales; Solanaceae. The transcript has 3 exons. Gene Ontology annotation, biological process: plant-type cell wall organization. Gene Ontology annotation, cellular component: extracellular region. Bases 1410 to 2183 code for a protein of 257 amino acids.